Messenger RNA from Diospyros lotus (date-plum), 1482 nucleotides. RefSeq lists its product as uncharacterized. The transcript has a single exon. NCBI's taxonomy places the organism in Eukaryota, Viridiplantae, Streptophyta, Magnoliopsida, Ericales, Ebenaceae. The record is from RefSeq and is a predicted model, not a curated record. The coding region runs from base 85 to 690 and encodes 201 amino acids.
UUCCUCCUCUUUAAACUACUACAGCUAAUUUGUAGCCGAGGAUCGUGGCCAAAACUGCGUAGCAAAUAGUAUUUUCGAGUUUCAAUGGGCAACAACGUCUCUCACCGUCUAUCCAGCGCCACCACUGGGAAAGUCAUCCUGUCGGACGGCUCCGUUCACGAGUACGACAAGCCACUAAUAGCCGCCGAGCUAAUGCUAGAGCACCCACAACAGGUGGUGGUGGAAUUCGACUCCGCCGUGAACAGGGCCGGAAAAAGGCUGGCUCCGUUGCCGGCCGACAUGAAGCUCGAGAUGGGCAGGGUUUACCUCAUGGUUCCCAGGAAGCGAGGCAAGCCCGUGGCAUUGUCGCCGGAAGAAGCUCGGCGGCUGCUUUUGAUGUCAAGCUCGGUUUUGAAUGCUGGGUCUUUUCUAUCGGCGACCACGGGUGUUGUUCCCUUCUUUGCUCGGAUUUGCGGUGCAGGGACAAGAGAGGGGCAUAGGAUUGUUCUUCCUAGGGAAGAAAAGAUGAAGGAGAGGGAAGAAGAGGGGAGUAAACUGGAGAGUUUGCCGGAACUCAUGGAGGGAAGACCGGAGUAUUUAAGCAGGCAGUUAUCCGGGAAAGGGUGGAAGCCAAGCUUGGAUACCAUCAAGGAGAAGGAUGUUAAAACAAAGGUUUCUCCCUGGUUGUUCUUCAAUGUUACCAGGCCAUGAUGAAGCUGAGCCCAUUGUUGUAGUCUUGUAGAUAGAGGUAAUUAAGGUCGGAUACCUACAAGAACGUGGUUGGUUUUCUUUUUUUAGUAAGAGCUUUAGUCACUACUCUUUAAAUGUACAAUAUUGUAAAUUUAUGGGUAUACUCAGCCGUCCACGAACAUUGCACAUCAGGUUUAGGGUAAGUAUGUACUAGCAUAAAAUUUGUUGGGUUUGAUUUCAUUUGCAAAGACUCCACCCCGCCAAAAAGAUAUGUUGGCGUAGAAGAGUCAUGCAUGAGUGUGGACAGUGAUAUGCAUUUGCACUUUAUGCCCUGUGGAAUGGGUCUUAAACAAUAGUUGGUAGAAGUAUGAGCGUGUGUGUGUAUACAUGCAAACUUGCAAAGUCAUUCUAGACUGAGAGACGACUGAGUCUAUUCAUUCAUCACUACGGAAACGAAAGUUGCCAGGGAAUUAAUUAAGCUAGAAGAAAGGAUAGGUGACGCUCUGAGACUUGAUCAAUAUGCCUUUUAGUUGCUUGGAAGUUAAUCCCAAGUUGUGUGGCAGGCCAUAUUGUGACGGUUGACUCUAUCAAGUGUUUGGUAUGGAAUUCUGUUGUAAUUUGGGCAUCAGCUUUGAUGAUAGAAGCAUAUUCAAAGACAACUUCAAGAAUAACAAACCCAUAAACCCAUACCAAUAUAUAUGGGCCUGUUGGAGAUGGCCAGCCCACAUUUGCUUUCCUGCUUUUGUCACCAUGGGCCAUGGCGAUCGACCUCGUCUUAUUUAAUAAAUGAAGUCCAUUGAAGAUAUAACAAAC